Molecule: messenger RNA, 561 nt
Organism: Balaenoptera musculus (blue whale)
Lineage: Eukaryota; Metazoa; Chordata; Mammalia; Artiodactyla; Balaenopteridae
Gene: DNAH14
Product: dynein axonemal heavy chain 14
Exons: 4
Coding region: 34-561 (175 amino acids)
Biological process (GO): microtubule-based movement
Cellular component (GO): dynein complex
Molecular function (GO): dynein intermediate chain binding; minus-end-directed microtubule motor activity; dynein light intermediate chain binding
Source: RefSeq, a predicted model, not a curated record
UCUACUGAUGAGCCAGUGCCAAAAUCUGGAAGCAUGAAGGGUUACAUACACAUUUUCCAGUCCUUACCUGACGAUGACCCUCCUGAGCUCUUGGAAUUACACCCUGAGACCACAAGGGGCUUCAGGGAGAUCCAGGGCCAGAAGUUCAUUGAUAAACUCAUUGCCAUGCAACCAAGACCUACCACAACCGGCCUCAUGUUCAGUCGGGAGCAGAGUGAGGAUGAGCUGGUGAUGGAAAUUUUAUCUGACGUGGUAAAACGGCUGCCACUAUCUGUGGAGAAGGAAGAAUGUGCUGGAACUCCAAGCACGUUGAAGUGCAUCAUGUUCAGCCCCAUUUGGGAGUCUUUUAACAAAGAUCUCAAAGCCUUUCUUAUUGCUGUGCUUCAAGACUAUGGAAGGUCCCAAGGAAUCUCUACAGAUGACCUGACUUUUACCUAUCAUGUGAUCUCUGACACCACUGACAUGAAAGAUGAGGAGUUCUCCAUAAUCAUCCAGAAGAAACUCAGCAUAGUCAGGAGAGCCUUUAAGGUACUGGAGUACUUCAAAAGUUGGAAAGAGUAA